ACAACCCCAAGGUCAUCCCCGUGCACUGCAUGAAUCAUUGUCUGCAGCUAGCUGUAUCAAAGGCCUUCGGAAGUGUCAGAGAAAUAGACAACAUUGAUGAGUUACUGAUAGGUCUGUGGAAGUACUACCACUACAGUACAGUUAAAUCAGGGAGUUUGAAUGCAAUACAGGACUUAAUGCGUGAAAUGGGAACAUCUGAGUCUGACAACAAUCUAACAGUGAAAAAAGCUGUCCACACCCGCUGGCUCAGCCAUGAAAAUGCACUCCAAAGCAUAAGGAAACUGUACUCUCCUAUCUGCCAAGACCUAGAAGAUGCUGUUGCCACUGGAUGAGACAAAAAGUUGGGUGAAAAAUCAGAUCCCUCAGCAGCUGGACUGCUAAAACUGAUGAAGCAGUAUGAGAAAUUAUAUUACAUUCUUCUCUUGUGUGACAUGUGUGCUACCCUGGCCCGUCUGACCCUACUGUUUGAACAGGAAAAUGUUGACUUGUCAUGUGUGUAUCCCCAAGUUCACUCAACGAUCCAUAACAUUGAGAAAAUGAAAAGGCACCCAGGACCCUACCUUUCCAAAGUAGAAAACAUGGCAGCUUCACUCGGUAUAGAGAAGAGAAAUGAAGAGAAGGUGAAGGAAGUCAGAGAUAAGUUCAUUGUGUCCCUAACUGACCAUCUGGAGGAACGCCUAGAACAUAUAGAGGUUGUGUCAGCCUUAUCCGUCCUUGACCUUAGCCGAGUUCCUGCAAACCAGUGUACUUUCCAUGGUGACAUUGAGAUCUCCCAACUGUCCAAUCAUCUCCAACUUCCUGAAGACGACGUCUUGUUUGAGUGGAAUGAUCUGAAGGAGAAGUUCAACCCUGUGCUGUCCUCAUGCACUCGCAAGUUCAUGCUGGAAAAACUCCAUGAAACAAAGGAAACCACUGGUAUCAUCAAUCCCCUGAUGAACAAGCUUCUCUCCAUCCAUCAAACGCUCAUCCUAUCCACUGCCCCAGUAGAGCGUGUCUUCUCACAGGUUAAACUCAUAGUGACGGAACAUAGAAACUCUUAA
Molecule: messenger RNA, 1040 nt
Organism: Mercenaria mercenaria
Lineage: Eukaryota; Metazoa; Mollusca; Bivalvia; Venerida; Veneridae
Exons: 2
Coding region: 387-1040 (217 amino acids)
Source: RefSeq, a predicted model, not a curated record